Messenger RNA from Marmota monax (woodchuck), 336 nucleotides. It is a transcript of the gene Pmis2, whose product is annotated as PMIS2 transmembrane protein. The transcript is spliced from 2 exons. The record is from RefSeq and is a predicted model, not a curated record. The coding region runs from base 1 to 336 and encodes 111 amino acids. Lineage: Eukaryota; Metazoa; Chordata; Mammalia; Rodentia; Sciuridae. Gene Ontology annotation, cellular component: membrane; intracellular membrane-bounded organelle.
AUGGUCCCCAAACCUAAGCCCCCACCACCACGAGCCGAAAAUGCUAAACCACAGUCGCCGGAAGAACUGGCAUUUUAUGCUCCGAACCACCUAUGUUUGGUCGUUUUGGGUAUAUUGCUUUGCCCUCCCUUGGGAAUUCUAGCUUUCAAGGAGAGAAAAAAGAGUUUCUUGGUUCAGAAACUGACCACUAUGCUGUCGCCCUUACAGAUCAUGCUGGCUAACCGCAACAGCGAAUGGGAACAGGCUUACAAAAGCUCACGCAAAACUGGUUGGCUAUCUGUGUUCUCCAUACUCGGUGGUUUGGCCAUCAUUUAUCUACUUUUUCUAUAUAUAUGA